GAAAAACGAAAUGGAAUUAUUUUGGUUCGUAAAUUAAAAAAUAUAAAACAAAAAGAGUGUAAAUGGCUCAGUGAAUGGUUGUAGAAAUCGCCAGAUUGCAGCUUUUGAUUUCAUCAAUUCUGUUUGAUCUUCGUCGAAUUCAGAGCUUCUGAUCAUCCUCCCAUGGCUGCUCCGUUUUUCUCAACGCCUUUUCAGCCUUACGUUUACCAGAGUCCACAAGAUGCCGUGACACCUUUUCAAAUUUUGGGCGGUGAAGCUCAACUGGUUCAGAUAAUGUUGAAGCCAGACGAAAAGGUUAUAGCCAAGCCUGGUUCAAUGUGCUUCAUGUCUGGGUCGAUGGAAUUGGAAAAUGUUUUUGUUCCUGAAAAUGAAGGAAGCAUGUGGCAGUGGAUUUUUGGGAAGACAGUCAGUAGCAUAGUUUUUCGUAAUGCUGGUCAAAGUGAUGGAUUUGUUGGAAUUGGUGCACCUUAUCUUGCUAGAGUUCUCCCGAUUGAUUUGGCUAUGUUUGGUGGAGAGAUUUUGUGCCAGCCAGAUGCAUUCCUUUGUUCUGUGAAUGAUGUUAAAGUCAGUAAUACACUCGACCAAAGGGCACGUAAUGUUAUUCCUGGUCCAGAGAUAUUUCUAAGACAGAAGCUGUCUGGCCGAGGUCUUGCAUUUAUCCUUGGAGGUGGAUCUGUUGUACAGAAAAAUCUUGAAGUGGGCGAGGUGUUAUCUGUUGAUGUGUCUUGUAUAGCUGCCGUGACUGCAACAGUUAAUAUCCAAAUCAAAUUCAGUGGUACCAUGAGAAGAGCACUGUUUGGUUUGACCGAAUCACAGAGUGACAAUCUGGUAACUGCUGUUCUAACUGGGCCAGGCAUCGUCUUCAUUCAGAGUUUACCUUUUCAUCGAUUUUCUCAGCGUAUUGCUAGGGCUGUUACAUCUCCAAACAUGAGGGAAAAUCCGAAGUUCUACGUGCAGAUAGCCAUUUUCUUUUUCCUGGCAUAUGUUGUGAUUGUAUCUUCGUUAAUCUUGACCGAUGUAUGAAUUUCACUUUUUUUUUCCUUUUCAUCUUCGAUCCACAGAGAUGCCAGUAUCAUAUCCGUUGUUUUUCAACAGUGGUUUCUGUAGCUCAAGUCGAUUUCAACAUGAUCAGAUCAAUAGAUACAGAAGAUUUUAGAUUUUUGUCACUUGGAUUUCUGUUUUACUUUGCCUAAAAUUCUCGGUCAAUCAUAGGCUUGUAGACGAGUUCCUGACUAAUCCGUACUGUGAAGUCAUGAUUGAGUUGUAAAUUAAAGCCUUGCGUUAUGUUUUCUGA
Molecule: messenger RNA, 1294 nt
Organism: Malus domestica (apple)
Lineage: Eukaryota; Viridiplantae; Streptophyta; Magnoliopsida; Rosales; Rosaceae
Source: RefSeq, a predicted model, not a curated record